Thermothielavioides terrestris NRRL 8126 is the source of this 1825-nucleotide messenger RNA. RefSeq lists its product as uncharacterized. Lineage: Eukaryota; Fungi; Ascomycota; Sordariomycetes; Sordariales; Chaetomiaceae. The record is from RefSeq and is a predicted model, not a curated record. The transcript has 5 exons. Bases 1 to 1320 code for a protein of 439 amino acids.
AUGCAGCGCCUGGCGACCACUCCGACGCAGGGCGUCCCUUUCUUGUCCUUUUUUGGCGGCGUCGCCGGCGGCGGCGGCGGUGCCUCCACCAGCAGCAACACCGACCCCAGCGCCCAAGCACAACAACGGAACGCGCCGUCUUCGCCGACCAGCAAGCAGCAGCCGACAAGCGCAGACGAGGAGGCGAGCAACAUUAACGCAAACGUCAACCCCUCGGGCGACAGCGGCAGUCCGCGCCAGCAGAGAGUGCUGCACAAGGAUCGCAAGCCCUCGUUCGGCCGCAGACCGUCCUUCUUCACCUCGUCGCCCGCGAAGAGGAACAGGCGCCGCGCCGACUCGGCCGCCUCGAACACCGGGCCUCCGCCCGAUGGCUACGGCUAUCAGCCCCUCGACAGCAGCCCCGUUCCUGCCCUCCCGGACCCGUCUCCCAAGACCACCGCCGACGGUUUCUCCAAGAUGAUGAGCCGCGGCGCCGUGACGCCCGUGUCCGGCUAUCCCAUACAGGAGACGGCCAACAAGAGGAUAUCCACCUUCGAAUACCUGCGCAAGGCCCACGAAGGGCGCAUCUACUGGUUCAACACGCUGCUCUUCGACAAGGCCGACCUGCAGCGGAUGCCCUACUUCGACGCCCGCAAGCUCGGCCGCCGCGCGACGAACUACCUCCUUCUCGGGAUCUCGCUGCCCGCCGUGGUCGACCUCAACUCCGGCUCGGCGCUCGAGUUCCUCCGCAGCCUCAACGCGCUGCUGGCCGAGUUCGACGCCUUCCAGCAGAUCCACACCGAAAACGGCAUCGCCGCCUCCUCGCUCACCCGCACCCGCAUCCCCCAGAUGUUCCGCCGCGCCGCCGCGCCCCAACCACCUCCCGGCCGCCUCGACGACCACCUCCGCCACCACCAUGGCCUCGUCCCUCACGGCCGCCGGCAGCGCAACCAACCCGUCCUCCCUCGGCUCCUCCACGGCGCGGGCGACGCCGGCCCGCCGGCGGGCGUGAUGGCGUUCGGCGCCAGCGAGGUGGACCUGCUGCCGGGCGAGGAGUACGCGUACCUGCUGACGCCGACGCUGCCGUUCGAGCCGGACUUCUUCGAGACGUUCGCGACGCUGUGCGACGUGCUGGCGGACACGUACGCGCGGCUGCUCGGGCUGGUGCCGACGCCGCGCGAGUGCGGCGGCGCCGUCGGCGAGCUCUUCACCAAGGCCGACGCCAAGAUCAAGAAGCUCUUCAUCCAGCCCGUCGUGCGCGAGUUCGAGGACGCCGGCCGCGCCGGCGUCAAGGCCGAGGUUGCCAACGUCGGCAGGGUCGUCUUGAGCGGGUUGAUGUGAAAGGUUUGGGUGAUGAUGAUUUUGUGUGUGAGGGAAAUGGAGGUAGGUCUCUGAAACUUGGGGCGAACCAAGAGGGCUGUGCGGCCCGGAGGGUUGGUUAAUGGUUGGGGGCGGGCUUUUCUGAGCAUGGUGACCGGGAGGAUGAGGAGGUGUCGUGACGAACGGCUGCGGUGCAGAAAGAGGGAUGGGCCACCCAACCCCCUCUUUCGCGCUCCAUGACGGAGACUCGGGCUGGCUGCCUACCUGACGGUGGCAUGCGUGGGCGUCGAGCUCAUGGACUCCGAGCUCCCUGGCGGCUUGACGUGCGAUGACAUCCCCGCUUCUGCUGUCGCCCUUGACUCGCCCAACACGAAGCCCCCCUCCCAGAAGCCCUUCGCGCCGUCGCCUAUGAACAUGACAUGGUGAUAACGGGUUGGCGUUGGAACAGGAGCAUCGGGGGCAUGGCUGAUAUCCUAGCAUAGCAUUUACGGUAGAUAGAACGGAAUGCAUGAAUUCGGAAUCUCGC